Molecule: messenger RNA, 2917 nt
Organism: Octodon degus (degu)
Lineage: Eukaryota; Metazoa; Chordata; Mammalia; Rodentia; Octodontidae
Gene: Sphk2
Product: sphingosine kinase 2
Exons: 7
Coding region: 392-2359 (655 amino acids)
Biological process (GO): positive regulation of apoptotic process; sphinganine-1-phosphate biosynthetic process; sphingosine biosynthetic process
Cellular component (GO): membrane; intracellular membrane-bounded organelle; cytoplasm
Source: RefSeq, a predicted model, not a curated record
GCGGGUCUAGUCCUCUCCAAGCCGCUCGCGUUUGUUUAGAUUCACGGGUGCCUUCUUUUGCGCUGAACUCCUAGGCGCAGCCAAAGCGUAGAAGUUCUGCUAGAUAUCCAACCCAAGAUCACCUUGCUGCAACUUAAUCUAGAGCACCCUAUAUAUCUGCCUUUUUGAUUGAGCUGCCACCUUCCCCUAGGUGGUCCUUUCCUGACCACCUGCUCAGCCUCUCCCGCUAAGGAAGGGCUGCUUUUUUCUCCACCAGAAAGGUUCAGCUGGCCCAGCGGUUUCGAUGUGAGGGAGGCACAAGAGCGUGACUCCUUGUACAUUCUAGACCACCAUCCUAUGGCCUUAGGCCUAGGGCCAAGGUGUGUUGAUGUAACAGAACAGAGGGCCACAGAUGAAUCAACACCUUGAAUCAGAGGAGCGGCAGAACCAGACACUGGAGCAGCAGGUCACCAGGAGUUGGGGCCGCAGGCCUAGGAGAGCCUUGGACAGGGCUGAGGCCAUGGCCCCCUCACCAGCACCACUGGCUGCCAGCACCCCACUUCUGCAUGGCGAGUUUGGCUCCUACCCGGCCCGAGGCUCACGAUUUGCCCUCACCCUCACAUCUCAGGCCCUGCACAUACAGCGGCUGCUCCCAAAGCCUGAAGCCCGGCCCCGGGACGGCCUUGUCCCUCUGUCUGUGAUCUCAGGCUGCUGCACCCUUCGAAGCCACAGUCCCUCUGACUCGGCGGCCUACUUAUGCAUCUAUACCUACCUGCGGGGCCGGCGGGGGGGCCGGCGCCGAGCUGCCCGCACCUUUCAGGCUGAUGGGGCUGCAACCUAUGAGGAGAACCGUGCAGAGGCCCAGCGCUGGGUCGCUGCCCUCAUGAGUCUACUGCGAGGAUUGCCACUGCCUGGGGAAGAGGAGAUCACCCCUGAGCUCCUGCCACGGCCACCCCGGUUGCUACUCUUGGUCAAUCCCUUUGGGGGACGGGGCCAGGCCUGGCAGUGGUGUGAGAACCACGUGCUACCCAUGAUUUCUGAAGCUGGGCUAUCCUUCAACCUAAUUCAGACAGAAAGACAAAAUCACGCCCGGGAGCUGGUCCAGGGGCUGAGCCUGAGUGAGUGGGACGGCAUCGUCACCCUCUCAGGAGACGGGCUGUUAUAUGAGGUGCUGAAUGGGCUCUUAGAUCGCCCGGACUGGGAGCAGGCGGUGAAGAUGCCCCUGGGGAUCCUCCCCUGCGGCUCCGGCAACGCGCUGGCUGGAGCUGUGAACAAGCAUGGGGGGUUUGCACCAUCCCUGGGCCUGGACCUGCUGCUCAACUGCUCCCUGCUGCUCUGCCGGGGUGGCAGCCACCCUCUGGACCUGCUCUCUGUGACACUGGCCUCAGGCUCCCGCUGUUUCUCCUUCCUGUCUGUGGCCUGGGGCUUUGUGUCAGAUGUGGACAUCCAGAGUGAGCGCUUCCGAGCCCUGGGCAGAGCCCGCUUCACCCUGGGUACAGUGCUGAGCCUCGCCACAUUGCGGACCUACCGAGGACGCCUCUCUUACCUCCCUACCACUGUGGAGUCAGCCUCACCUGGCCCUGCCCAUGGUCUGCCCCGGGCCAAGUCAGAGCUGACCCUGGCUCCAGCCCCAGUCCCACCUACGGCACACUCCCCUUUGCACCGCUCAGUGUCUGACUUGCCUCUACCCCUACCCCUACCCCAGCCUGCCCUGGCCUCCCCUGGCUCACCUGAGUCCCUGCCUGUGCUGUCCAUCAAUGGUGGGGUCCCAGAGCUGGCCACGGACUGGGGUGGCGCUGGGGAAGCGCCACUGUCCCCAGACCCACUCCUGCCCUCACCCUCUGGCUCCCCCAAGGCAGCUCCACUCUCUCCCAUCACAGAAGGGCGUCCAGAAAUGCCGACAGCCUCUGGGCUCCCACCCAGCACACCUGCUGCACCAGCGGCCUCUACUGGGGGUCCACAGGACCACCUGCUGCCCCCAUUGGACAGCCCACUGCCCCCAGGCUGGGUGACACUGGAGGAGGAUUUCGUGCUGGUGUUGGCCAUCUUACCCAGCCAUCUGGGUGCCGAUCUGUUGACAAUUCCCCACGCACGCUUUGACGACGGCGUGGUGCACCUGAUGUGGGUGCGGGGUGGGGUCUCGCGGGCCAUGCUGCUGCGUUUAUUCCUGGCUAUGGAGCGUGGGAACCACUUUAACCUGGGCUGCCCGCAGGUCGGCUAUGCCCCGGCCCGUGCCUUCCGCCUGGAGCCACUCACUCCCCGCGGCUUGCUCACAGUGGACGGGGAGCUAGUGGAGUACGGGCCAGUGCAGGCGCAGAUACACCCAGGUCUCGGUACGCUGCUCACGGGUCCUCCUGGCUGUGCCGGGCAGGGACCUUGAACCUGGGGAUGCGCCAGGGACAGGACCGGGCUACACGGUGUGGCCUGGCUGCUAGAGUUGGGGCAGUGCCCCACGUGUGCAAAGGUUCGGCCCGUCACCAGGGAACUGGAAGUGAUGCCAGGGGCUGGCCCAAGCUCCAGGCUCGUCCCCUGGGUAGUGCCUGACCGGUGAAGGGCGAGCUUGGGCUGCUCUCGCCGGUGGGACCCAAAGUCGGUCCCCACUUUGUCUCCAGCUCACAACAGGUCAGAGAAGCUGAGGGUGGAGCCUGCCUCACAUCUGCCCAAUGACCGGACCUGGAAUGUACGAGUUGGGAGAAGCCUUAGCUAAUUGGCCAGGCAGGACUGGGUCUCGCCCUAUCCAUUCUGGUGCCUCCACCUAACUGGCCAAUCAGCCUGAGAGGGGCGGGUCCCUGGGGGCUGUCGCUCGGAUUUGCACUAAUACCCUCCCCCCCACGGGUGGGGGUGGGAAAAUUCAAGUCUGUGUCCUGUGCGUCCUCCGUCCCCAUCUAAAAAGCAAUUGAAAAGGUCUAUGCAAUAAAGGCAGUUGCUUCGUUCCUAA